This is a messenger RNA of Pterocles gutturalis (yellow-throated sandgrouse), 1407 nucleotides long. RefSeq names its product chromosome unknown open reading frame, human C11orf24. NCBI's taxonomy places the organism in Eukaryota, Metazoa, Chordata, Aves, Pterocliformes, Pteroclidae. The record is from RefSeq and is a predicted model, not a curated record. The transcript is spliced from 2 exons. The annotation marks the transcript as partial.
ACCUUCCAGCUAUGGGUUUGGGGUUUUUUUAAUUCUUAAAUUCCAGCCAUGAAGCAGUGUGUUCGGUACACUGUGUGUAGCGACCCAUUUUCUCCGCUGUUUGCAGGUACCCAUCACUGUAACUGGUCUGUGCCCUACCGGAACCGCUGCAUCAUCUUGCGGUGUCACCAGCCAAGCGUCUGCCAGAAUGCUGGAGAACAAGAUAUCGGAGAUCUGCUGGGAGAAAUUGUCAGUGGGAAGAGGGAAACAGCCCUGUUUCACCACCAAAGCUAUCCACAGAAAAAGGAGAGGACAGUGAACGCACGGCUUGACCGAUACAACGUGGAAAACCUCUUUUCCUCAACUGCUCAGACACACAAGGUUCAUUUGAGGCAUUUGCUUGGGGUUGAAAAUGUAACAACAAAUGCAAGCAAAACCAUUGCAAGCAAUGCAACCACCACCACCCUGACCAUCACCACCGCGACCACCACCAGUACCACAGCCAUAGCAACAAAUGGUACAAGCACAGCUGUCCUCACUACAGCUUCUGGAACAACUGCCAAAGCCUCCAGCACCCCUGGAGGUUCUGCUCUCCUGGCUGAAGCCAUGUCAUCCACUGCCUCUUCUCCCACUUCUGGAAACAUCCCUGCUUCCACUUCCAGCCAUGUCACCAAGCUUGUGACCACCACCGAAAAAUCAGGAGAUGGUAGCUCUGUCUCAGUAUUGUUCCCGACUUCUGCUCCCCUCACUGUCAUCUCAGAAGCAGCUCCUGGGGUGCCUCAAACAGAGCAGUUUCACCCGUCUACCACCACCAGCGCUCCCCGCUCCAGUAGCCCGGCCACUGUUGGAGCUGGACUGAAGACACCGAGCACAACAUCGACCAUCCCCGUCCCGCAGCAUGCAGGAACAUCUGCUGCUUCCACUCGUGCCAUGGCACUCACCCCCUCGGAGAGUUCACGCUCUGGGAGUCCCCUGCCUGUCUUUACCUUGCCGUAUACAGAGCCAGGAGCAAGUACAGCCACACCAUCCUUGAGUAAAUCAACUUCUCUGCUGGGCUCUACGAGAGGUGCCGUGGUUUUAACGCCUGCCUCUGCAGCAGAACCUACGACUGGGCAGGGCGUAAAGCCAUCAACAACAUCUCACAUCUUUUCAACAACCACGGCUCCAGCAGAUGCACCCAGAACAACAGCUUUGGACCGUAAAGAAACUCAGGACAGGGACGAUGAGUAUCUUUUCAUUGCCGCUGAGCCCCUGACUCAGUACUUAGUAGAUAAAAGUUCGCUUCUUGCAGUGCUUUUAGUCGGUGCGGUUUUUUUCAUAACUGUUAUAGUUCUUUUCCUUCUGCAGGCCUACGAAAGCUACAAGAAGAAAGAUUACACACAAGUGGAUUACCUGAUCAAUGGAAUGUAUGUGGACUCGGAGAUGUGA